Messenger RNA from Auanema sp. JU1783, 1038 nucleotides. NCBI's taxonomy places the organism in Eukaryota, Metazoa, Nematoda, Chromadorea, Rhabditida, Rhabditidae. The record is from the annotation of a GenBank genome assembly.
AUGAAACAGAAGCAAUCAUUCAUUUACUGUUCAUCACGAUUAUUGCUCACAUGGCUUGUGAUCUCAGCUGCUUCUUGUCUACUUUACGGUUUGAUCAUAUUCGUAUCACUUUUGAACAAAAAUGUUUUACCGUUGGAUGAUGGACCAUUAGUUAUUCCGUAUAUAAAUCUACCAAGCAAGUACGAUGCAUAUCUACAAUUUGACAUGGAAUAUGACAAUUCCAACAUGACUUACUCGGGUAUUAUUUAUAUGACAUUUACGGCUAAACAAGGAGGCGAAAGAGUUUACGUCCAUAAAUCUGAUUCAAUGCAAUUAACCAGUUACGAGCUGACUAUUUAUAACAAGAAGAUUAAUUUAAGACGAGGCAUUUAUAAUAAGCAGACUGAAAUACAGACAUUCAUACCAUCUGUCAACCUAACUUCAGAUGCAGAAUACAUUCUGAAACUUGCUUUUCAAAACAAAAUUGGAUCAAAUGACUUUGGUCCCAGAGAGAAUUCUUACAAGUCUUUGAAUGACAAAAGGUAUGGUAUGAGCUUCAUAACUAAACGGAAUGCUCAAAAAGGCCUUCGAUACCUAUUCCCCGCUUUGGACAGCAAAGAAUAUCCAGCACUAUUCAAUUUAUUCAUUAAGAGGAAGCCAUCAUUAAGAUGUUUCUCUAAUCAUAAAAUAUCAAAAACAGAGCCAAUGCUGCCGUGGAUGGAGGACUCUAUUCCAGCAAGAACAAGGCUCUACCCUCAUCAGCUUGGUUUAGUGUUGACGGAUUUUCCCUCCAAAAAUGAGCUAUUAGAAAAUAUUACAGUUACAGUUUAUUUCCGACCGGAUAUGAUGAAUGGUAUAUCCAUUCGUCGACUAGAGCAGUUCAUGGAUAAAUCAUCCAGGCAGAUAGGAAAAAUAGAUGCAGUGGUGAUUGGUCAGGUUGACACAGUGCAUCAACCAGGAAUAUCGAUAAUGAACGAAGAAGAAACAGUGUUGGAGAACAGAGAGCUCUCUCCUGAGCUUUCUAACACCGUUGAUCGCCUUCCAGUACAAAAACGAUGA